This is a messenger RNA of Akanthomyces muscarius, 615 nucleotides long. RefSeq lists its product as uncharacterized. Bases 1 to 615 code for a protein of 204 amino acids. The record is from RefSeq and is a predicted model, not a curated record. NCBI's taxonomy places the organism in Eukaryota, Fungi, Ascomycota, Sordariomycetes, Hypocreales, Cordycipitaceae. The transcript has 2 exons.
AUGAGCUCUGGCUUUGGUCUUGCGUCCAGUAUCUUGGAGCGUGUUAGCCAGGCAGGAUGGAGCGUGGGAGCGCACAUCGAAAAGGGCAUCUUCUAUGGGCCGCCGAAGAUAAACCGCAGCGACAUCUGGGCGCAGGAGGCCUAUGCCGGGAACAAUGGCAUCUCCGAGAUCAAAAGUCUCACGGGGCAGAUCAAGCGAAGCAACCAAGUCAACGACUACGCGGACAAUUAUUACAUCAUGCAGUGGCAGUACACGCCGGUUGGCGACCCCAUCCAGAGCGUCGCCGUCUUCGAGUCCAACCCGACGCUGUACUACUACGGGCUCAACUACAUGACGCCAGAGGUAUUCCCGACCGUCAUCCUGCACGCUGCCUUGGGCGCAUUUCGCACCGACCAAAUCACCGAAAAGUACUGCGACAUGACGAUGCAAGUGUUUGUGUGCGCGCUCAACCUAUACAUGGUCAGCCAGAACUGCAACGUCAGCCACGCCAAGAACCCGCUGGUGAAGCCGCCAAUGCAUCAAGCAUGGCUGAUGCUGCUGGGGUACUGGAUGCUAUACCGCCUGGCUUUUGCUUCUCAGAGGCAGGCUGCUCAGGCCUAUAAUGUGUAUAAAUAG